Messenger RNA from Epinephelus lanceolatus (giant grouper), 3405 nucleotides. RefSeq names its product MAPK interacting serine/threonine kinase 1 (gene mknk1). Lineage: Eukaryota; Metazoa; Chordata; Actinopteri; Perciformes; Serranidae. Gene Ontology annotation, molecular function: protein kinase activity; ATP binding. The record is from RefSeq and is a predicted model, not a curated record. Gene Ontology annotation, biological process: protein phosphorylation.
UGCUUUCCCGCCGUGUGCGUCACCGUCUGUCUGUGUGAUGGAUUCCAGCUAGCAAUGGGUGCUUACAUCAGCUGUGAGGGGCUUUGACAGAGAGGAUCUGGAUGGUUUGGACACAGAAUCAAGUUGGCAGACAUGGUGAGGCACAGCAUGAUGACAGAGUUGCAAACCUUCCAGCACUCUCUCCAGGGUAACUCCCUGGCUGUGGGCCAGGUGGGGCAGAGCUGUGGGGGAACUCAGGAGAACAGGGUCACUUCAGUCGAGAGACAGCACCUUUCCCAGGGCCCAGCAGAAAUUGAGAAAAGCCAGCCAGUGAACAUCCCAGAUGCAGCUAAAAGAAAAAAGAAGAAAAGAACCAGAGCGACAGACAGCUCCACUGGCACUUUUGAUGAUCUUUACAAACUAACAGAUGAGGUGCUCGGCCAGGGGGCUUAUGCCAAAGUUCAAGGAUGCAUAAGUCUGCAGAAUGGACAGGAGUUUGCUGUAAAGAUCAUAGAAAAGAGCGCAGGGCACAGCCGCAGCAGGGUCUUUCGAGAGGUGGAGACUCUGUACCAGUGUCAGGGAAACAAAAACGUCUUGGAAUUGAUCCAGUUCUUUGAAGACAACUCCUGCUUUUAUUUGGUGUUUGAAAAGCUGCGCGGUGGCUCCAUUCUGACACACAUCCAGAACAGGAAGCACUUUGAUGAGUUGGAAGCCAGUAAGGUAGUCAGGGACAUUGCCCAAGCUCUUGACUUCCUCCACACUAAAGGCAUUGCCCAUAGAGACCUUAAGCUGGAGAACAUCCUUUGUGAAUACACAGAUCGGGUGUCCCCAGUAAAGAUCUGUGAUUUUGACUUGGGAAGUGGAGUGAAGCUCAGCAGUGCCUGCACGCCCAUAACAACCCCAGAGCUCACAACACCGUGUGGCUCAGCAGAGUACAUGGCUCCAGAAGUAGUGGAGGUGUUCACUGAUGAGGCCUCUUUCUACGACAAACGCUGUGACCUCUGGAGUCUUGGGGUCAUCCUCUACAUCCUGCUGAGCGGCAGCCCUCCUUUCACAGGCCACUGUGGCACCGACUGCGGCUGGGACCGUGGAGAAACCUGCAGAACCUGCCAGAGUCACCUGUUUGAGAGCAUCCAGCAGGGGAAGUAUGAGUUUCCAGACAAGGACUGGGAUCACAUCACAGAGGGGGCCAAGGAUCUCAUAUCCAAGCUGCUUGUUCGGGAUGCAACUCUGCGCCUCAGUGCUGCUCAGGUCCUCAAGCACCCUUGGGUGCAGGGGAACGCUCCAGAGAGAGGUCUUCCAACUCCUCAUGUUCUACAGAGGAACAGCAGCACCAAAGACCUGACCCAGUUUGCAGCAGAAGCCAUCGCUUUUAACCGGCAGCUAUCCCAGCACGACGAGCAGCAGGAGGAUGUCGGAGCCAUCGUUUGCUCCAUGAGGCUUUCUCCUCCGUCCAACUCCAGGCUGGCGCGCAGACGGGCGCAGUCCAACGCCCUGCGCACCACGGACUUCACACCCACAUCGGAUGACCUCACAGCAUAAAGGACCAGCACAAGUCCCCUCGUCGUGUUUUUCGGACUGAUUUUAGCCUUUGCAUGCUCCUUGUGUGUGUGCUUUUUGUUUUCACGGGGAGCCUUGUAGGAUCAGUCACACAGUAUCAGAAGUGACUAACUGUUCUUGGUGUCUAAGCUCUUUCCCAUGGCCAGUAAUCUCAGCACCUUGACAGAGUUUGGGCACCAAGGGGACAGUUAAUCAUCAGCUACCACCUCCUGAUUGAAAACAGUUGAAACUCCUGAGAUUUGUCCAGGAAAUACUUUAAGCUUUUAAAUUUGAGAAUAGCUUUGGGUUUAUUUUACAGUUAGUCUUAAUAAUAAUAAAUAAUUGUAUUUAUUUUCCUUUCAGUGAUAAUGAAAUUUCUAAUGACCCCAAUACAGCAAAACUGCUCCUAAUGGCAGCAGUGUAUUAAAUAUCAUCAGCACAUAUCAAUAUCAACAUCAACACAGAUUUACAUGGGUUCAGCACAGUUUUGCGGCUGAUGAGGUCCUAAUGCAAAAUCAUCUAAUAUGAGAUUUUAUUUUUCUUGUUGUCCAGCUGUGAAUUGGUUAAUAAUAUUUAAUGCAAAUGCUCCCUAUUGCUUCUCAGUCACUGGAGGAAAGGGAUAAGUUCUCUUUUAUUUUUGCUUUUUAAAGCAGGUGAUCAGAUGUGUGUGGAUGUAUGUGGUUUAAAAUAUAAAACAUGAUACACUUAGAGGAGACUGUCCAUCUCUGAAAAUGGCUUUUCUCCAUUUGACCUUUUUGUAAAGUCUUGUCGAGGCUACGUAGAACGUACAGGAAGUGCAGGAAUGUGAAUGGAUGAUGAAGUUAGAGAAAACCCUUUGAUCAAAUCAUUGUUGUUGUUUUUUUAAAUUUAAUUCCCAGCUUUCACUUCAACUCAAGCUACCUGUAGCACUGAUGUACUUUAUGAUAAGUCACUUAUUUAGUUUAUCUGAAAGGGAGAAUCUUCCAUCGUUAAUCGGUUUGGUCUAACAAUGUGAAAUCGACAACUACGGUAAUAUUUAUCUUUUAAGGGGUUUUAUCAGUUUUUUAUCCUCAUUAGAGUCCAGCAUUACCUCAGGCUCUUUUUUUUUGCACGUUUUGUACUGUACCAAUGUAACACCAACCCAAAAAGACUUUCUUAGUGUCUUAAUGUCUUAUGGGUUUGAUAUCUCAGAGUGUUUUUAGUCUGAAUGACUUGAAAUGUGAGAAGUGUUUGGUUGUAUGUGAAGCUAAUGAGAAUAGUGGAUGUUACACUUUGUAAUAAGAUAAGAGGAUUCCAUUCUGGGGUUGAAGGGAUUUAUUUUUAUACAAGUAUUUGUAUAUUCAGUUUUAUAGUUUUGGUUUUGUGACUGCUAAGACUUCUGUCUUAGAUUUUCUCAAGUCCAUCAAGUUGCUGAUAUUUACUUAGUUUCUUUUCACUUUUGUCUUUGUUUAACUCAUUACAGAUGCUGUCUGUGUUUGAACGAGGUCACCAAUGGCAGUCUGGCACCUCUAUUUCCCCCUAACCCUAUUAACUUUAUGUGUUGCCUGCUAAACGACAUGUCCCCUGAUUUCACACUGUUGCCAUGGACACCCCAUCCCUAUAGCAACACAGGGCCUUCAUAGGCUGGCGUGGAAUUGACAGAGAUUUGCUCAGAGUGAAUACACACAUUAGGGAAACAACCACUUGCUAUGUUAAAGCUCACUCCUAUUAUCAAUCAUAAAAAGACUUGUUUGUUUCCCCCCCAUCAACCUGUAAUGGCGUCAAAUGAGAUACAGUAAUUGGUGCGCAAUUACGGAGUCCUACUGAAAUUUGUUAAAGCUCUUAAGGGGUCCUAUGCAUAAAGCUCUGAGCGUGGAGCAUAUUUUCACUGGUAUGCUGUGUUCUCAAUAAAAAGAUCUUUAGCAUCUA